AUAACACGCACACUGUCUUUGAUGGCCGUGUACAAUAUAGCAGCGGCGGUGAAUAAGGUGACGCUGUCUAUGGUUGUCGUCGCCAAGUCAUGCGGGUUACUAGGGACAUUAAGAAGGGUUGAGAAGUAGAAAGAGCAGCGCGGUUGAAGAACCCAGGUGAGGAGGGGGUUAUGAUUUCACCAAUCGCAGCGGACGAUGACGUGACGUAAGCACCCGGACAACCCAAUCACAGGACUGGGAUGUUGCACAACAAAAAUACUUUUUACCAAACCCGCGCGAACGAACGUCACGGUUUUCUUCGCUCUACGCAGCUCUCAUCUCAUCGCGACCCGUCAUUCUGCUAGACGAACACCAAACGAACGGACUGCGUGCGUUCUUGCUUCUUCGAGAGGCACGUGGUCAAGUUGGAAAAUACCUCCAACACCCCUUAGGUGAGUGAGUGAGCGAGCGAGCUAGCGUGCUUGCGUGCGUGCGUGCGUGCAAGCUACGCGUGAGCGAGUGUUUGGCAAUUUUUUCCCGGUCCGGAAAGGCAGUAUCCUUUCAAUUGUAUCACGUUUGGCAUCUACCGAUCAACCAGCAUCACAAAAGCACACCUAGCCUGCGAGCGCAAAGCAAACGGACACCUAAUCAAUAUCCCCAGCCAAUCAGGGUGUCCUUGGCCCUGCGUGUGUGUGUGUGUGUGUCCUUUUUUGCGCCUAACCUGUGAAUCAUAUCAUUAUCGUUGGGUAAAGGGCCCGCGACUGUCACCUCAACUUCCGGGGCGUUACAUAAGGCGUUAAAAUUUCAGUAGAAUUAAACGGUGAAUUUAUUCCACUGUCGAGAUGGCACAAGAGUCCGACUUCGUUAACGAAUUCCGAUCAUGGCGAGAGAUGGUACGGGCAGCGGAAGCGAAUGGUGGUGCGGGUGUCUGUUCCAGUGCCCUGCGUGGCACUGGAAGAAGAAGGGAUAACCUUUUACGGAGGCCUAGUCAAACGGAGCAACCAGAAUCCCUUUUCUUCGUCGACCGCCGCAGUAGCACCAUCAUCAUCAGCAGGCGCCUUAACACAGGAGGAGGACGAGCUGCUUCAGUUGGAGGACGAGUACGCUCUGCGCAGAGGAUCUCCGCCCGGUGUGGCAGGGACGAGUGCCGAGUGGCUGAGAUCAACCGGUCCCGUUACCAGCCCAAUCAAUAUAGGAUCGGCCUUUUUGAACGGAGGAAUUCCCGAUUGGUCGAGGUGCGACAGCAUGUUCAUGGACGAGGCGGUGGACGAGCUGCUGGCGGCGAAGUGCUGUACAACAGCCAGCAGCGGCAACCACAGCGCUACAACAGGUGAACGACUGUCGAUGGACCGGCGGAAGGCAGCAGACGUCUACCGGAAUGAAAUCAAUACGACAAGCUUCAGUAGCGAUGCUGAGGCAAGCAUCAUUGUACACGAGGACAUAUGCAAUAAGAACAUAAGCAUCAUUGACAGCAGCAGCACCACCACCUACUCCACCACAAAGUUUUCCACUGGAGAACGGUGCUCGGUGACAGCAGCAGCAGCAGCAGCAACAGUACGAGGCGACUGCAGUAACAGCAACGGUGCUGUGGCAGCGCCAGCAGUGUCUGUGGCGGGAGCAGUAGUAAAGAUAUCUGCCGAUGAGCAGCAACAGCAACGAUUAAAACAUAGUAGCUAUAGCUAUAAUAGUACUAAUAAUAGUAGUAGUCGUAGUAGUAGUAGUAGUAGUAGUAGUAGUAGUAGUAGUAGUAGUAGUAGUAGUAGUAGUAGUAGUAGUAGUAGUAGUAGUAGUAGUAAUAAUGAUACGAAUAGCAGUAAUAGUAGCAAUAGCAAUAGCAGUGGUAGUGGUAAUAGUAGCAGUAGCAGUGGAGGCCUCUGGGCAGGUGGCAGUUUUGGUAUAGUGGCGGAAGAGGAACUGGAUGAUGAAGUGGAAGUUGAGGAGGAACAGGAGGAGGAAAAGGAGGAAGACAGCGACACAGCCACUACACAACACCUACCUGAGCUGAUGCAUUGGACGAACGAAACGUGCGUCAACAAUGGCCUCUUCACCGACGAUGUGCUCUCCGAUCAGCUUUGGAUCAGCGCUCCAAUCAAUGGCACUCAUCUCACGCAGGACCAACACCACCAACAUCCACAUGGCACCGAACCGCCGGGCGUUGCGUGCAGUGGCACUAUGACCGCCUACGGUACCACGAUCGACUAUUAUGCUGAGCCCAAAAUCAGCCCGAUAUCGCUGCACGAUGAAAUAGAACAGCUGUCGGCAAACUGGGACUGCGACGUGGUAUCCAACCAUCUUGCUUCAGCCCCGCCGUUCGCGGCACUACACUACACCUCCAGCACAGCUGAUGACCCGAUGCUUUGCGCCGGGUCUAGCCCAGUGCAGAUCAACGAAUCAGUCUCACUCAAUAUGCUUCGCUGGCUGGAAGAGGACAUCUCCUCCACCAUUGACAACCAACAUACCGCCCCAUCACGUCCAGGAUCGGACCACAGCACUGGAGAGGCAUUAAGAGUCGCAGCACCUGCGCCAGCGCAACCGCUAUCACCACCAUCACUAACAAAGAAGUCCGCGGAGCGUCCACAAUCGACCGACCAAGUGUCCGGUUUUGGGAAAAAUCUGGAUCUUAUUCAAACUCUUUUUAGCUUAUCGCCGGACAGCCAACUGCCGGAGAACACGAAUCAAUCGCAGCGCGAUCACAACUAUUUCACUGUCAAGAGGUGCAAUAGCAAUUUGGCCGGUGAGUCCGAGAUGCACCGCAAGCGCCUUCACAGCAACACAGACAAGGAAGAAUCGGAGAAAGAGGAGCACCAGAAAGAAACAAAUAGAGAGGAGUGCAAGGAGGCAAUAAGGAAGCCAUCGGAUACUAAGAGAGCCAAGCGAGAUAGCAGUACAUCGAAGAUAUAUGCUGCAACGAAUACUACUACUUCAACUAUUAGUGCCACUAGUACUACUCUUUCUGCUACGACUACUAUGAAUACUAUGUUUAAUACUGCUACUUCUGCUGCUACAGAGCAUGCCAUUCCUUCAGCACCACUAUACACAACGCGGCAGGAUAGGAGGCGACCGACAGCGAUGGCCCUUAGACUAGAUGUAUGCACGCAGUCACCACGGACCAACGUUGCCUCCAAUCUCAACCACACACACAAUCCCGUGUCAACGUUGACCGUCGACACACCCGAACUAACCAACGACAUCCUGGACCUGGAAGACGAGAAGUUCGAUCUCCUUUCCUUCAUCGACGCCGCUCCGUUCGAGGAAAACUUAUUGGAGCUGAAGAACAUCAAUUCACGACGAGAUCCCGAGCGAUUAAAUCCUGUGACUAGCAUCUUACCUUCAGUAGCAAAACAGGAAGGAACUGAUAAGGAAACUGUAUCAACAGAAGAUAUUGAGUGUGCAAAUUUGACGCCCUCGUUGUCGCUUCCGCUUUGCCACCUGCUGACGAUCGACACCUUGAACCAUGUGAACCUUGAACCGGAGGCUACAUGUGAACUACUGUCAUCAUCCGGACGAUACCAGGCGGACCACGACUCGGUACGCGCCGGUUCAAGAUCGUCCGCUUCGUCCGCAUAUGGCGGCGAUUCGAGUUCGGAUGUGUCUUUCAGUAGCAGCUCAAAGCCUCCAAAACGGCGAGGCCGACCCCCAAAAAUGCCCAGCGGAACGCUGCUCGAUCGGUCAGCCUACCAGCAUUUGAGCGAGGCGGACUGGCGUUACCGUGAGCAGCGAGACAAGAACAACGAGGCAUCUCGCAAGUCACGCAUCAAUCGAAAAGAUCGUGAGCUGAAGCUGGAGGCCGAGGCGGACGAGCUGAGUGUGAAGCACCGGAAGCUGUCGUAUGAUGAGAAGCGGUUACAGCGAGAGUGCCAGAAGUGGCGUAAGGCAGUCAUGAAGCUGGCUUUGUUGUAGCGCUACUACUAUAAAUGAACCGUGUUACUUACGCAUACGCAAACACAGUUGGUAAAAAUAGCUAUCUGCGUACAACAAGCUUCAGCUGAACAUUACCAAUUAUUCCCAAGCUUGUGGUUUUAUCCUCCUCCAUCACUUUAAUCGAGUAUGCGUUGUUAAGUCAUGUCCCUCUCCACCAUCUUCCUUUUUGUGUUUGUUGAAAAACGAUUUGCUUGUUUUUUCCCAUUCCAUCCUAAUUUCGCAGUUGUUUUAGUGUUGCUAUAGUGUAAGUGGACAUAAGUGGAUCGAUAGAAUUUAUCGACUCUAAUGGAACCACUACCAUAUUAACGGCGGUGUUGCAAUUUUUGAUUGUGCAUAUAUCAUUCCUUUGUUAGAACAUUACUCACUUACGUAGAAGUAAACAGAAAAUAACACAUUUUAUCUAUGGGUUGCGGUUUUCGGAACAACAUGUGUUUUCACUAAACACUAGGCAUAAAUUAGGAUAAAACUUCAUGGAAGACAAACAAAUGAUAAAAAAAUGAUUAAAACAAUCAUAAAAUCGCGAUCUAAUCGGCACACAAAAAUAUAUUGUUAGGUUAUAAAGCUAAAGGAAUAAUUUUGAUUUACCCUGUAAUCACUCUCCAUUAAAUAAAGGCCCAACAAAGUGGGCCACCAAACAAAACUAGCGCGCUUGCGAUGGAGGAUGCCUUAAUGAUGCAUGAUGAUGAACUGCUACGGUUUCAAGACUUUGACUUUAUGGAGCACAUCUGGCGGGUCGUCCUUAUAAUACUGAUUGUAGUCACUAACGAAUGCGCGGUAUGAUAACAUUCAUCAUAAAAAAGUUGUAUCACGUCA
Anopheles darlingi is the source of this 4713-nucleotide messenger RNA. RefSeq names its product serine-rich adhesin for platelets-like. Lineage: Eukaryota; Metazoa; Arthropoda; Insecta; Diptera; Culicidae. The transcript has 4 exons. Gene Ontology annotation, molecular function: DNA-binding transcription factor activity. Gene Ontology annotation, cellular component: chloroplast. Gene Ontology annotation, biological process: regulation of DNA-templated transcription. The record is from RefSeq and is a predicted model, not a curated record. The coding region runs from base 892 to 3879 and encodes 995 amino acids.